Molecule: messenger RNA, 1932 nt
Organism: Carassius gibelio (silver crucian carp)
Lineage: Eukaryota; Metazoa; Chordata; Actinopteri; Cypriniformes; Cyprinidae
Product: zinc finger protein 883-like
Exons: 2
Coding region: 195-1814 (539 amino acids)
Biological process (GO): regulation of transcription by RNA polymerase II
Molecular function (GO): DNA-binding transcription factor activity, RNA polymerase II-specific; RNA polymerase II cis-regulatory region sequence-specific DNA binding
Source: RefSeq, a predicted model, not a curated record
CCGCGCUCUCUGUUGUUGUUAUGUCGGUGUGCUGCCUUAAUACAAACAGUUAGACACGUUUCUAAGAGAGAGAAACUACUGAUUUUGAAUCAGUUCAGUAAAUACCUGUCACAUCCUCACAUUCGUGAGUUUUGAAGCGAGCAGGAAUAUCUGGAGGAGUAUCAGCUGAACUUAGAUCUGCUGCUGUGAAAAUUAUGUUUAUUAAAGAAGAGAGAGAAGAGAACACGAGUGAAUCAGAAACCUGGAGAAUAAAACACGAGGAACCAGAAACCUGGAGAAUCAAACAAGAGGAACCAGAAACCUGGAGAAUAAAACAAGAGGAACCAGAAACCUGGAGAAUAAAACUAGAGGAACAAGGAGAGUACAUUGAAGAAAAAGAGGAAAAUGAAGAAUCAAAUCAUCAAGAGAAGCAGCAUGCAUGUGAUCAAUGCAGUAAAAUGUUUUUAUGGGCUUCACUUCUGAAGAAACACUUGAAAGUUCAUCCAAAGAAGAAUCCACAUUCAUGUCAUUUGUGUGGAAAGAGUUUUUUGCAUCUACAAAGUUUGAAAGAACAUCAGAAAAUACAUACUGAUGUGAGAGAGUACAUGUGCUUUGAGUGUGAAAAGACUUUUAGUUCAGUGAGCAGUUUAAAACUGCACAAGAGGAUUCACACUGGAGAGAAACCUUACAAGUGUUCACACUGUGACAAGGGAUUCAUUCAGUCAGUUGAUGUGAAAAAACACGAGAGGAUUCACACUGGAGAGAAACCUUACAAGUGUUCACACUGUGACUGGAGAUUCAGUCAUCCAUCAAAUCUGAAAAGACACGAGAGGAUUCAUACUGGAGAGAAACCUUACAAGUGUUCACACUGUAACAAGAGAUUCAGUGAUUCGACACAUCUGAAAACACAUGAGAGGAUCCACACUGGAGAGAAACCUUACAAGUGUUCACACUGUAACAAGAGAUUCAGUGAUUCAACACUUCUGAAAAGACAUGAGAGGAUCCACACUGGAGAGAAACCUUACAAGUGUUCACACUGUGACUGGAGAUGCAGUCAUUCAGCAAGUCUGAAAAUACAUGAGAGGAUCCACACUGGAGAGAAACCUUACAAGUGUUCACACUGUGACAAGCGAUUCAUUCAGUCAACAGAGCUGAAAACACAUGAGACAACCCACACUGGAGAGAAACCUUACAAGUGUUCACACUGUGACAAGCGAUUCAUUCAGUCAACAGAGCUGAAAACACAUGAGAGGAUCCACACUGGAGAGAAACCUUACAAGUGUUCACACUGUGACAAGAGAUUCAUUCAUACAGGAAAUCUGAAAAGACAUGAGAGGAUCCACACUGGAGAGAAACCUUACAAGUGUUCACACUGUGACAAGAGAUUCAGUGAUUUGACACAUCUGAAAAGACAUGAAAGGAUCCACACUGGAGAGAAACCUUACAAGUGUUCACACUGUGACAAGAGAUUCAGUGAUUCGACAUGUCUAAAAACACAUAAGAGGAUCCACACUGGAGAGAAACCUUACAAGUGUUCACACUGUGACAAGAGAUUCAAUGAUUCGACACAUCUGAAAACACAUGACAGGAUCCACACUGGAGAGAAACCUUACAAGUGUUCACACUGUGACAAGAGAUUCAGUGUGUCAUCAAGUCUGAAAACACAUGAGAGGAUUCACACUGGUGAGAAACCUUAUAAAUGUUCACACUGUGACAAGAGAUUCAGUCGUUCAGGAAAUCUGAAAACACAUGACAGGAUCCACACUGGAGAGAAACCUUACAAGUGUUCACACUGUGACGAGAUUCAGUGUAACAUCAAAUCUGAAAAGACAUGAGAGGAUUCACACUGGAGAGAAAGCACAUCAACUCAAUGUACGAGGGAAGUGUUCCUUUAUGUCAUCUGUUACACACAGUCAUACAAAAAACAAUCACAGUAAGGCCCCGUACACGUGG